Messenger RNA from Dalotia coriaria, 7063 nucleotides. Its product is annotated as otoferlin-like. The record is from RefSeq and is a predicted model, not a curated record. Gene Ontology annotation, cellular component: membrane. Lineage: Eukaryota; Metazoa; Arthropoda; Insecta; Coleoptera; Staphylinidae. Bases 173 to 6265 code for a protein of 2030 amino acids. The transcript is spliced from 24 exons. Gene Ontology annotation, biological process: plasma membrane organization.
CGGGCAUCGUUCAACAAGUCGCGCGCUCGCUUUCCGCGGCCGGGGCUCGCCGAUCGACGGGAUUACGGCGCCUCCGCCAAAAGCUACCAAAAAUUUUCACCGAAAUUAUUUCAUCCACAUAAUCUCACAAUUUUUUCCAUUAAACUUAAAAUCAUAGAAAAGUGACGCGAAAAUGUCGUUGGCAAUUCGAAUAAAACAGUUACAUGUGCCCAAGUGCAAAGGGGAGAAAAUCAUCAAAGUCGAAUUUCGAGGAGUUUCGCAUACUAAACUUCUUGAAGACACUGGUGAAGAAGUGAUCGUCAUAAACGAGAGAUACGACUGGCCUGUUGCGCGACCUGUUGACGGCGUCGAGGUGCUAACGAUCGAGCUCUUCGUCCGCAGUCGACUCUUCGCCGACAAACUUCUGGGCACCUACGGUGUGGUCCUCCAGCGCGUUGUACGAGAUUCCCGUGUUUCUGUCAACGACUGCCUGGUGGACGACAGCAACCGACCUAUUCCGGUUAACAUCCACUUCGACUUGUUAUACACCGCCCCGGAUGAAGCCAGCCUGUCCUUCGCCGGCAGCCAAGCAUACGGCAUGUUCGAGGACGAUCAACAAAUGCUCAUCAACAUUGAACAGAACAUCGCCAACCUGGAGCGCACGCUAGCUGAUCAAAGUCAACGUCAGCAGGAGACCGCGUCCGGAAGCCAUGACCGGAAGCGACGCAGCACGUCGGAGAAAGCCGCAACUCUCGAGAAACCAGAGCGGAAAAAAAGCAGCACGUUUAAAACGGUGCGGAAUUUAAUUAGAUUAGGCAAACAACGCCCCCCAAAAGAUACCAACACAACCGACGACGAAGAAAAUGCUCUCCUGCCCGAAUCCGGCAGAAAUUCACGACAAUCCGAAUGCGAAUCAACUCCAAUGUCUCGCGCCUGCAGCCAAACAUCACUAGACUCCAAUGCUGAUAGCCAAGCUUCCGUUUCCAUCGCUGAACGAGGUCGUAAAACGACAAGAAUAAAAACCGAUUUGAAAUCACGCGUGCAGUCCGUCCUCAAAGCCCAAGACUUCCAAGUCUGCUUAACCAUCAUUGAGGCGCGUCAACUCGCAGGACUCAACAUGGAUCCAGUGGUGUGCAUCCAAGUCGGCGACCAACGCAAAUACACCAGCGUCAAGGAAAGCACGAAUUGUCCGUACUACAACGAAUACUUUGUCUUCGACUUCCACAUGCCUGCAAUAAUGUUAUUCGACAAGAUAAUCACGUUAUCGGUUAUGCAUUCUAGAAAACUAUUGCGUUCCGGCACGCUGGUUGGUUCGUUCAAGAUAGACGUGAAGACCGUCUAUGAUGCGCAGGAUCACCAGUUCUACCACAAGUGGGCGCUGCUUACUGACCCGGAUGACAUUGCUGGUGGACCGAAAGGUUAUCUAAAGUGUGACAUCAGUGUCAUUGGCAAAGGCGACAGUGUUAAAGUGCCUCCGAAGAGCGAAAAAGACGAAGAUGACAUUGAAGCUAAUCUACUUCUCCCUGAUGGAGUGCCUAUCGACAGACAAAGAGCCCGAUACAUUGUUAAGAUUUAUCGCGCCGAUGGCCUCCCGAAAAUGAAUUCUUCUAUCAUGGCCAAUGUUAAGAAAGCUUUCACAGGCGAAGUGAAUGAUUUAGUCGAUCCAUACGUACAAGUCUCCUUUGCUGGACUUAUGGGUAAAACUAGCGUGAAAAAACAUAGCUACGCACCUGUAUGGAACGAACAAUUGGUCUUCACCGAAAUGUUCCCACCUCUAUGUCAACGCAUCAAAAUUCAGCUCCGGGACAACGAUCCAGUGAAGCCCACGGUGAUCGGAACGCACUUUAUAGAUCUGAAACAGAUCGCGAACGACGGCGAAAAGGGCUUCCUACCCACCUACGGCCCGGCAUUCAUCCAUCUCUACGGCUCCACACGUGACUAUUCCCUUAUCGAUGAACUUAGUUCGCUCAACAGCGGCCUGGGUGAAGGUGUAUCUUAUCGCGCACGUGUACUAAUUGCCAUCCGGACGGAAAUCACCGAUCAAGUUGACUUUGUGCCCACCGAGGUGGAGUUGGAGCCGACCGUUCCAAUUAACGAGGCGUCCUAUGGGAAGAAUGAAGAGUUUUUCCUCUUUACGAGUAUUCUAGAUGCGAGUAUGUUGGAGAAACGUCUGGGGGACAAGCCGGUCUACUUCGAGAUCAGUAUUGGUAAUGCUGGUAACGCGAUAGACGGGCAUAAUCAGUCGGCGAAGAUGGAGAGUUGGGGCAAUGAGGAGGACAGUGAUGAAUUGGAAAGCGUGUCGGUGGAUAGCGGUAGUUGGUUGAGCACAACGUCCCCGACCAAGCCGAUGACUCACGACAAACUGCACUACUUUAUGCCCUACUGGGACAACAAACCGUGCAUGCACGUGCGGAGCGUUUGGCCUGACUAUCGACGCCGGAUGUACAAUUCAAAUAUAAUCGGAAAAAUCGCUGAAAAACUCGAGGAAGGUUUGAAUGAAGUUCAUGCAUUAAUGGACGCUGAUAACUCCGAAAUGGAACAACGCCUGAAACAAGUCUUGGAUGAGUUAUCAGCAGGUUGUAACAAAUAUGUUACGAUUUCCAAAGCGUCUACGAGCGGGCCGGGCACAGGGAAAACAAAACUGGACAAGGAGCACUUAAAACUAUGCCAGCGUGAAAUGGAACAAAUUGCUACCGGCUCGAGAAAUCUGCGCGCUUUGGUCACAAAAAGCUCAUUCAAGGAGAGAUACAAAACGUCACUUACGUAUCUGGCAAAGACGAAACUUUUAGUUGAUGAUCCGCAACAUGCGUUACCGGAUGUGUUUCUGUGGAUCAUCAGCGGGGGAAAACGACAAGCUUAUCAUCGCAUCCAGGCUCGGGAUAUUAUCUACUCGAUUGUGGAUGAGGAAAGUGGGCGGGAUUGCGGAAAAGUUCAAACGAUGUUUUACAAGUUACCUGGCAAAAAAGGUCAAGGACCAAGCGGCUGGGCAAUCCAAGCCAAACUUGAGAUCUACUUGUGGAUGGGAGUACUCAAGCAUAAGAAGUACUUCGUCGACGGAAUUCCCAAAGGCUACGAGUUAUCCCAGGAACUCCGAAAUGCUGAACGCCCGAGGGCGCUUCCGCCAUGCAUCGUGCAUUACAAUGAAAAACACAUCUUUCAACUUCGCGCAAAUAUCUACCAAGCUCGUUCAUUAAUCGGCUCCGAUGCUUCCGGGUUAUCCGAUCCGUUCGCGAGGAUAAUCGCUGGUGAAUUUAGUAAAACCACUCAAGUAAUUGAUGAGACCCUAAGUCCCACCUGGGAUGAACUUUUAAUAUUCGAAGAGAUAUUAGUCUAUGGUGACGGGGAAGAGAUUCAAAAAGAUCCGCCGGCAAUAAUCAUCGAAAUCUUUGAUCAAGACAAAGUCGGAAAAUCUGAAUUUAUUGGCCGAGCAAUUGCUAAACCACAAGUUAAGCUAAGAUAUGAGCAAUAUGCAAAACCAAGGUUUCCAGCUGCGCUUGAAUGGUUUGAUAUUACACGGGGAACAGAUCGUGCUGGAGAACUUUUGGCAGCUUUCGAAUUAUUAGAGUUACCGUCAGAUGACUCUCCUCCACUACCAGAUAUCCCGAUGUGUAAGGAACGCCCAAUGUAUAAAGAUACAGAUCCAAAAGACAUGGGGCCUAUUCUUCCGGUCCCGCGAGGAAUACGCCCCACUUUAUCCCGAUAUCGAAUCGAAGUGCUUUUCUGGGGAUUAAGAGACCUCAAAAGAAUUCAUCUCCUCACCGUGGACAAACCCCGCGUGGACAUUGAAUGCGCCAGUCACAUUCUCAACUCUUCCAUCAUACAGAAUGCAAAGAAGAAUCCCAACUUUGCUAUGCCGGUUAAAUUUUUAGAUCUGGACCUUCCCGAACAGGAACUCUACCGACCUCCUUUGACCAUCCGCGUGGUUGAUUGUAGAAGUUUCGGAAGGUAUACCCUUGUGGGCACGCAUACAAUCAACUCCAUACAAAAAUACACCUAUACUCCAAUCACAAAACGAGAUAAAGACGCAGAGGAACGUAAAAAGUCCCUAAAUCACUUGAGAGCUUUAGAUACCAAUGUGGAGUUACAAACCACACCAAAUCACUUCUCAAUGCCGAAUGACAUCAGAGAACGCAGUCCAUUACUACCAAAGGACAUGAAUUUCGCGUCAUUAUCCACGUAUGGCACAGACAUACGCCCGGAUCGUAAUAAAAAAGAAUUAAAGAAACGAAAACAUAGCAUAGAAGAGGAUAUGGAGGAUGAAGAGGGUAGUAGGGAUUGGUGGACCAAAUAUUUCGCAUCUGUUGAAGAGAUGAUUAAUGAAUCCAAAGAGGCAAAGCGUUUGAAUCAGGAGAGUACGUCGAUGUUACUCGCCGCCGAGGAGAAUGCUCAACUGAUGGAUAAAAGCCCCAACGAGACUAAACGACGCUUCGGGUUCAAGACCACCGCAAAUGCGUCCAAGUUCGUUUCGAGGAUUAGUCCCAAGUCGGUGCGGAAACGGGUUAAACGAAAAACCGCGCUGUGUAAGGUGUAUCCGACCGAACUAGAGCAGAGGCAUGAAUUCAGCGGGUUUAAAGAAUGGCUGCAUUCGUUCGAACUCUAUAGAGGCAAGAAAACAGGGGACGAAACUGAGGACGACAGUCGUAUUGUUGGCUUAUUCAAGGGUGCAAUAAAAGUGUAUAAAUGGCCGCUACCAAAGGAUGUGGAAGACCACACGAUAAUGGGCUUUGAUCCACAGUAUGGAUUUUUCCAAGGACUACCCUCCAAUGACCCAAUCAGAGUUUUGGUGCGCGUGUACAUAGUAAAAGCCAACGAUUUACAUCCGAUGGAUCUGAAUGGUAAAGCAGAUCCCUACAUUUUACUCCAUUUAGGUUCGAAACGAAUUAGCGACAAGGAGAACUACAUUUCGAAACAAUUGAAUCCUGUUUUUGGAAAGUGUUUCGAGGUGGAGGCAACAUUCCCUCAGGAUUCACUCCUGACUGUGCAAAUAUUCGAUUGGGACCUUGUGGGAUCCGAUGAUAUGGUGGGCGAAACCAAAAUCGAUUUGGAGAAUAGAUUCUACAGUAGACACAGAGCCACGUGUGGACUACCAUCAAAAUAUGAAGAGAGCGGUUACAACAGUUGGCGUGACGCAAUGAAACCGACCCAAAUCCUCGCGAAAUUAUGCAAAGACGGCAAAGUGGAUGUCCCUACCUACGGAGAUGGAGAAGUGCGCAUCGGCCGGUAUACAUUUAAUCUCCAAACGGAAGAUUUUGACUUCUACACCACCAAAGACGUGGAGGAACACAUGGCGCUAGCUGUAUUACACAGAUGGCGAGAGUUUCCACGUAUUGGAUGCGAUUUGAUCCCGGAGCACAUAGAAACGCGGCCGUUGUACAACCCGGAUAAGCCGGGUAUCGAGCAGGGGAAAAUCGAGAUGUGGGUUGACAUGUUCCCGAUGGACAUGCCUUUGCCCGGCCCUCCGUUGGAUAUAUCUCCGCGUAAACCCAAGAGUUAUGAGCUGCGGGUUAUCAUUUGGAACACGGACGAUGUCAUUCUGGAAGAUGACGCUUUCUUCACUGGCGAGAAGAUGUCGGAUAUCUACGUUAAAGGAUGGUUAAAGGGUCCAGAAGAUUGUCAAUGCACGGAUAUUCACUAUCGGUCACUCACAGGCGAGGGUAAUUUCAACUGGAGAUUCAUUUAUCCCUUUGAUUAUAUGGUCGCUGAGCAAAAAAUCGUCAUCUCACGCAAAGAAUCGCUUUUCUCGUGGGAUGAAACCGAAUGUAAAAUACCAGCGAGGUUAGAACUGCAGGUUUGGGAUGCUGAUCACUUUUCGGCUGAUGAUUUCCUCGGGGCAAUUACCCUCGACCUUAAUAGGUUUCCCCGAGGAGCGAAAUCGUCGAAAUUAUGCACGUUGGAAAUGCUCAAGUCCGACUGCGUACCGAUGGUUAACAUAUUUAAACAGAAACGCGUCAAAGGCUGGUGGCCCUUCUUCGUUAAGAAGGAUAAUGAAGAUCUAGAGUUGACUGGAAAAGUCGAAGCGGAAUUUCAUUUACUGACCAAAGACGAAGCGGAGAAAAAUCCAGUCGGGUAUGGAAGAGGUGAACCGGAUGCACUUGAAAAACCAAAUCGACCAGAUGCAUCAUUCAUGUGGUUCCUGAACCCGCUCAAGUCGAUACGUUACAUCAUCUGGCACAAUUACAAAUGGAAGAUUCUCAAACUGUUGAUUAUCCUCGCUGUGGCGAUUAUAAUUUUGCUGUUUGUGUACGCUGUGCCUGGAUAUACAGUGAAGAAAAUGAUGGGCGCUUGAAGAAUAUCAAACGAUAUCAUAAUAACAUUAAAACUCCAAUUUUAACGUAGCUGACAAGAUAAUACUAGUUGUAAUUACGAAUAUUUAUUAUUGUUAUGGUUUCUGAUUGGUUUGAGACAUUGCUAGUGGUACGAAAUUCUGGUUUACGAGUAUGUAUGUUUUGUACCGAAACUUAUUUGAUGCACAAGUGAACCUUAUAGAAGCACUUCAACUGAGCAAACCGAAAUUAUAGUUGCAGGAGUUUUAGCUUUUAACUUAAUAGUAUACAUAUAUAUUGUUAAUGAAAUUUGGAUUGCUCAGGUCGAUAUUGUAAAUUAUCAAAAUGUAACAUAAUGUGAUGCAAUCAUUAUACCCAGAUCACUAAUUGCAAAGUACAAAACAUGUGAACUUGCAGUAUUUCUCAUGUCUGAAUCAGUCUUCUUUUAUUGAUUGAUUAAUCAUUAAUUUUAACUGAAUUUGCGAGUAUAAAGUGCUGACACAUCAUUUUAAAUGUUUUGUGAAACAAUUAUAAUUAAGAUUAGGACAUUUUUUAAAGAUUUAACAAAGUUUGUGUGAUUAUUAUUAUCUUUUUGAGUUAGACAGGUUCAGAUAGUGAUAAUUACUGUACACGCACUUCAAACACAUACAUGUAAGCAAGUUGUAAGUAAUCAAUAUGAAUCAGUGAAUACAGAAUCACACAUUUGACCUAACUAAUAAUAAUUAUUGUUAACAAAUAUGUAAUGUUAUUGAUGCAUAGCAUACAAUCGUGCGCAGAUAAGUCUCACAUAAAUUACAAUUUAAAUAAACAUUAUUUAUUCA